AUGAUUUAGAAGAAGUGUCCAAAGUUUAUUAGUAAACUUUAUAAUAUUUUGGAGGUAACUUUGAAUAAUAAUGUAGAAUUAACUAAGCGAAACUAUUCAUUGGAAUGAGGACGGAGAUGCUAUUCUAAUUAAUGAUAUUGAAGAAUUGGUGGGAUCAGUAUUGAGUGUUCAUUACAAAUAAUCUAAUUUUCUCAGUUUCUCAAGGUAAUGAUCCUCUAUUUCUUCUCAGAUAAUUGAACCAAUACGGAUUUCAGAAAUAAAGGAUUGGGAAAAAAACCUAUAUAUUUAAACAUCCUUACUUCCAGAAAACGAAGAAGUAACAAUUUCAAAUUAUAAGAGGGAAGAUCUCAUUAAUAUUGUGAGUUCUCAUAAAAUUAAAUCCUUUAAAAUUUAACAAUAAGAAGGAGAUGAUGAUAAUUUGGUUAAUAUAAAUGAGUAGAGCUCUUUGGCAACAACCAUAAAAAAACUGUAAAACUAAUAGAAGAUUAUUUGCUAACAAUUUUCAGAAUAAAUUGAAUUAUAAUCUCAAAUUAAAUCGAUCAUUAUAUUCCUUAAGAAAGUAAUACUAAUAAUAUAGCAUAGAAAAUUUAUGAAUGCGAUCAAACAAUCGAUAAUUAUUGUUUCAUAGCUUAAUUGCAUUUGGUAAAAGCUAUGAAUUUGAUUCCAAAUGAUGAGGAGCACUAAUAAGAAAUAGAAUUUAUCAAAUAAAUUUUAGAAUAGUUUUCGAAUAUAUAUAUGGAAUACAAUGAUUAAAAUUAAGUGAGUUAGAGAAGCUAUAACAUUUCAGUAAGAUCUUGUACGCCUCUUCCAUUUUAUCAAUAUGAGUAAUAAAAUUAGCAACCAGCUGCUGGGCUGAUUGACCAAAAAAAUUCAACAUUAAAACAAAAUAUAGCCAAUUAUUUGAUAUGGUUGUAAUAGUGGUAUCAAGAAGCAUUACAACUAUAUGGAAAUUUAAAAUGA
This is a messenger RNA of Paramecium octaurelia, 960 nucleotides long. The record is from the annotation of a GenBank genome assembly. Lineage: Eukaryota; Ciliophora; Oligohymenophorea; Peniculida; Parameciidae.